CUUUUCUCUCCCCAUUCUCUACUCCUCUCUCUACCUCCUGUCUUUCCUCUAUCUCUCCCGUCCCCUUCCUCCCUCUUUCUCUCCCCUUCUCCCCCUCUCACCCUCUCCCCUCCACUCCUCCCUCACUCUCUCCCUUCCACACUUAUUCACUGCCAUUCUUGCUCAUUUCUUUCUCCAACCCCUCCUCCAUCUCCAUCCCUCAUCCCUUCUGCCCCACACCCUCUCCCUCUCCCCAUUUUUCCUUCCCUGCCUCUGUCCCUUAUGUCUCCGUCUUUGUUCCUGCUGUAUCCACCCCCAUGAAACUCCCAGACAGCUGAAGGAUAUCUGUCUCUCCCAGUGUGAUGUUUAUUCACGCUGAAAACUCCCAACAAUAGACAAGGACUAAAUUUACAGGCGCCUGCGUCAUCCAGCUGUCUUGUGUGAAUUCCUUCGCCUGACAUUUAAGAGCUUCCAUUUCGAGAGGACCUUGUUCUAAGUCAGAGUUAUUUUGGACCUUCAGAUAAUAGAGCUGAGAUAAUCUGACAUGUCACCAGGUAUAGGGAGAUGCAAAAGGACACGGAUUUACCAAAGCAUCACACCAUGCACUGUCCCCAUUCCUGUAUCCCUGGGUCAGACACACGUCAGGAGCACUGUACUCAAAAUCCCCUGGGUUGAACCCACACCUGGAGCUCUGUGCACAAUUGUCUGUAUCCUCAUGAGUCUGUCACACUAAGAAUACUGCACAUGGUUCUUGUCUCCCUAUCCCUGGGUCAGGAGCACCAUGCACAAUUGUUUCUGUAUCUGUGGGUCAGACCCACACCAGGAGCAGCGUGCACAGUUACCAUUUCUGUAUCCCCAAGUCACACCCUCACUGAGGAUACUGUGCACAGUUUCCAUCUCUGUUCCCCUGAACCAGAUCCACACGGAGCGCCGUGCACUGUUCCUGUCUCCAUAUCCCUCUGGGCCAGACUCACACCAGGAGCACUGUGCAUAGUCACUAUCUCCAUAUUCUUGGCUCAGAACCAUACUGGGAGCACCAUGUGCAGUUCCCGUCUCUGUAGUCCUGACUCAGACCCUCAGUGGGAGCUCACCAGGGCGUGUUACAGAGCAGAGUACCUGACUAGGAGUACGCUGAAAGUGGAGUCAGGUGGACAGGGUGGUGAAGAGAGUGCUUGGCCCGCUGGCUUCAUUCGUCAGGGCACUGAGUAAAGGAGUUGGCAUGUUAGGUAGCAGUUGUCCAAGGCUUAGGCUUUGGUGAGGCCGCACUUGGAGGAUUGUGUUCAGUUUUGGUUAUACUGUUGUAGGAAAGACGUGGUUAACACAGAGGGUGCAGAGACAAUUCACGAGUAUGUUGCUAGAACCUGAGAGCCUGUGUUGUAGGGCAAGGUUGCCCAGUUUAGGUCAUUGUUACCUGGAAUGUAUGGGAAUCACAAGUUUAGUAUCUCUGGCAUAUGUCAUGAAAUUUGUUACAAUGUACAAUGCAAUACAUGAUAAUAUAGAAAGAAACUGAAUUACAGUAAGUAUAUAUUAAAUAAUAAAAUUAGUGCAAAAACAGAAAUAAAAGUGCAGUGAGGUAGCAUUCAUAAGUUGAAUGUUCAUUCUGAAAUCUGAUGGCAGAGGGGGAAAAAAUUGGAUAGGUAUAUGGACAGGAAAGGAAUGGAGGGUUAUGGGCUGAGUGCGGGCCAGUGGGACUAGGUGAGAGUAAGCAUUCGGCAUGGACUAGAAGGGCCGAGAUGACCAGUUUCCGUGCUGUAAUUGUUAUAUGAUUAUAUUCUAUAUGGGAAGAAGCUGUUCCUGAAUCACUGAGUGUGUGCCUUCAGGCUUCUGUAUCUCCUUCCUGAUGUAACAAUGAGAAGAGGACGUGUCCUGGGUGAUGUGGGUCCUUAAUGAUGGACACCAACUUUUUGAGGCACUGCUCUUUGGAUAACAAGGAGACUAGUGCCCAUGAUGGAGCUGACUAAUUUUACAAUUCUUUGCAGAUUACUUUGAUCCUGUGCAGUAGCUACCCCCCGCCCCCUCCACGAAUACCAGAAGUCAGAUUGCUCUCCACGGUACAUCUGCAGAAGUUUUUGAGUGUUUUAGGUGAUCCAAAGCUGCGUGGAGAGCCAUUGAGAUCGCAUCUGCUGUAGACCUAUUGUGACGAUAAGCAAAUUGCAAUGGGUCCAGGUCUUUGCUGAGGCAGGAAUUGAUUCUAUCCAUGACCAACCUCUCAAAGCAUUUCAUCACCGUAGAUAUCCCAGGCAAUACUUGUCAGAAUCUGCCUUUCCUUCACAAACUCUUGCAACUGCUAAGGUGUGACCAUGGGUGACGCAGUGAUGAAUGAGUAUGGAGCUGCAGCUAGCUUCCUGCGGAAGUCGGAGCGGGAACGUCUGGAGGCUCAGACCAAGCCUUUUGACCUGAAGAGGGACAUCUUCGUCCCAGACUCAGUGCAGGAGUUCAUCAAGGCCAAAAUCACCAGCCGUGAGGGUGGGAAGGUCACCGCUGAAACCGAGAAUGGCAAGACGGUGUCGGUGAAGGAGGAGGACAUCCUGAACCAAAACCCCCCCAAAUUCGACAAGAUCGAGGACAUGGCCAUGCUGACCUUCCUGAACGAGCCUGCCGUCCUCUACAACCUGAAGGAGCGCUACGCUGCCUGGAUGAUCUACACGUACUCCGGGCUGUUCUGUGUGACAGUGAACCCGUACAAGAUGUUGCCAGUCUACAAUGCUGAGGUGGUGGCUGCCUAUCGUGGCAAGAAGCGUUCUGAGGCCCCGCCACAUAUCUUCUCCAUCUCCGACAAUGCUUACCAGUAUAUGUUGACGGAUAGAGAAAAUCAAUCCAUCCUGAUCACUGGUGAAUCUGGUGCUGGGAAGACGGUGAACACCAAAAGGGUGAUUCAGUACUUUGCCAGCAUCGCUUCUGGUGCGUCAAUGAAGAAGGAAGCUGCAACCAGCAACAAGGGGACUCUGGAAGAUCAAAUCAUCCAGGCUAACCCAGCGCUGGAAGCUUUUGGCAAUGCCAAGACCGUACGGAAUGACAACUCUUCCCGAUUUGGAAAGUUCAUCCGGAUUCAUUUUGGAGCCACAGGGAAGCUGGCGUCGGCUGACAUCGAGACCUACCUCCUGGAGAAAUCGCGGGUGAUCUUUCAGCUGAAGUCAGAGAGGAAUUACCACAUCUUCUACCAAAUCCUAUCUAACCGCAAGCCCGAACUUCUAGAGAUGAUGCUGGUCACAAACAACCCUUACGACUACUCCUUCAUCUCACAGGGGGAGACCACGGUCGCCUCCAUUGACGAUGCUGACGAGCUGAUGGCUACUGACAAUGCCUUCGAUAUCCUCGGCUUCACAACGGACGAGAAGAUGGGAAUUUACAAGCUGACUGGGGCAAUCAUGCACUUCGGGAACAUGAGGUUCAAGACCAAACAAAGGGAGGAGCAGGCUGAACCAGAUGGCACUGAAGAGGCUGAUAAGUCCGCCUACCUAAUGGGUCUGAACUCCUCGGACCUGCUGAAGGGUCUCUGUCAUCCCCGGGUGAAAGUCGGCAACGAGUAUGUCACCAAAGGACAGAAUGUGCAACAGGUGACGUACGCGGUGGGAGCCCUGGCCAAAUCUGUCUAUGAGAAGAUGUUCAACUGGAUGGUGGUGAGAAUCAACCACACCCUGGAGACCAAGUUGCCCAGACAGUAUUUCAUUGGAGUGCUGGACAUCGCCGGCUUCGAGAUCUUCGACUUUAACUCCUUUGAGCAGCUCUGCAUCAACUUCACGAACGAGAAGUUGCAACAGUUCUUCAACCACCACAUGUUCGUGCUGGAGCAGGAGGAGUACAAGAAGGAAGGCAUCGAGUGGGAGUUCAUUGACUUUGGCAUGGACCUGCAGGCCUGCAUCGACCUCAUUGAGAAGCCAAUGGGGAUCAUGUCCAUUCUGGAGGAAGAGUGCAUGUUCCCGAAGGCCAGCGACAUGACCUUCAAGGCCAAACUCUACGACAACCACUUGGGCAAGUCAGGGAACUUCCAAAAGCCACGGUUGGUAAAGGGCAAGCCAGAGGCUCACUUCGCACUGGUCCACUACGCCGGUACUGUCGACUACAACAUCAUCGGCUGGCUUCAGAAGAACAAGGAUCCACUCAAUGAGACCGUGGUUGGCCUCUACCAGAAGUCCUCCGUAAAACUCCUCGCCCAUCUCUUUGCCAACUAUGCUGGCACUGAUUCAACAACGGAGAAGAAAGGAACCAAGAAAAAGGGGUCCUCGUUCCAAACUGUGUCUGCACUGCACAGGGAGAACUUAAACAAGCUAAUGGCCAACCUGAGAUCCACCCACCCACACUUCGUCCGCUGCAUUAUUCCGAAUGAGCAGAAGGCACCAGGUAUGAUGGAGAACCCCCUGGUCAUGCAUCAGCUCCGCUGUAAUGGUGUCCUGGAAGGAAUCCGUAUUUGCCGGAAGGGAUUCCCCAACCGGAUUCUGUAUGGGGAUUUCCGACAGAGGUACCGGAUCCUAAAUCCAGCCGCCAUUCCUGAGGGACAGUUUAUCGACAGCAAGAAGGGUGCCGAGAAGCUGCUGGGCGGUUUGGACAUCGACCACAACCAGUACAAGUUUGGGCACACCAAGGUCUUCUUCAAGGCUGGGCUGCUGGGUCACCUGGAGGAACUGCGUGACGAGUGUCUGGCUCGGAUUAUCACCCGUAUCCAGGCCCGGUCCCGCGGCAUGUUGAUGCGCAUCGAGUACAAGCGGAUCGUGGAGCGCAGAGAUGCACUGCUGGUGAUCCAGUGGAACGUGCGGGCGUUCAUGGGGGUGAAGAACUGGCCCUGGAUGAAGCUGUACUUUAAGAUCAAGCCCUUGCUGAAGUCGGCCGAGAGCGAGAAGGAAAUGGCUUCCCUCAAGGAGGAGUUCCUGCGGCUGAAGGAGGCGCUGGAGAAGUCGGAGGCGCGGAGGAAGGAGCUGGAGGAAAAGACUGUGUCCCUCCUCCAGGAGAAGAAUGACCUGCUGCUGCAGAUGCAGACUGAGCAGGACAACCUGACGGACGCGGAGGAGCGCUGCGACCAGCUGAUCAAGAACAAGCUGAACCUGGAGGCGAAGGUGAAGGAGCUGGGCGAGCGACUGGAGGAAGAGGAGGAGGUGGGGGCAGAGCUGACGGCCAAGAAGCGGAAGCUGGAGGACGAGUGCUCUGAGCUCAAGAAAGACAUCGAUGACCUGGAGCUCACCCUGGCCAAGGUGGAGAAGGAGAAACACGCCACAGAAAACAAGGUGAAGAAUCUGACGGAGGAGAUGGCAAGCCAGGACGAGGUGAUUGCUCGGCUGACCAAGGAGAAGAAGGCGUUGCAGGAGGCGCACCAGCAGACACUGGACGACCUGCAGGCCGAGGAGGACAAAGUUAACACCCUCACCAAGGCCAAGAGCAAACUGGAGCAGCAGCUGGACGACUUGGAGGGCUCCCUGGAGCAGGAGAAGAAAGUGCGGAUGGACCUGGAGCGAGCGAAGAGGAAGCUGGAGGGGGACCUGAAGCUCUCGCAGGAGUGCGUGAUGGACCUGGAGAACGACAAGCAGCAGCUGGAGGAGAAACUCAAGAAGAAGGACUUUGAGAUCAGCCACCUGAACAGCAAGGUCGAGGACGAGCAGGCUCUGGCUAUUCAGCUGCAGAAGAAACUCAAAGAACUGCAGGCGCGGAUUGAGGAGCUGGAGGAGGAGCUGGAGUCGGAGAGGGGGGCUCGGGCUCGCGUGGAGAAGCAGCGCUCAGAGCUGUCCCGGGAGCUGGAGGAGGUCAGCGAGCGGCUGGAGGAGGCCGGCGGAGCCACCUCGGCCCAGAUGGAGCUCAGCAAGAAGCGGGAGGCCGAGUACCUGCGCCUGAGGCGGGACCUGGAGGAGGCGACGCUGCAGCACGAAGCCACGGCCUCCGCCCUGCGCAAGAAGCACGCGGACUCAGCGGCCGAGCUGGGCGAGCAGAUCGACAACCUGCAGCGGGUCAAGCAGAAGCUGGAGAAGGAGAAGAGCGAGCUAAAGCUGGAGCUCGACGACGUCAGCUCCAACAUGGAGCAGCUCGCCAAGGCCAAGGCAAACCUGGAGAAGCUGUGCCGAUCCCUGGAGGAUCAAAUGAAUGAGCAUCGGACCAAGUCCGAGGAGGGUCAGAGGGCACUCAGCGACAUCACCACCAGCAGGGCCAAGCUGCAGACCGAGAACGGCGAACUUCAGCGACAGUUGGAAGAGAAGGAGGCGCUGAUCUCCCAGCUGAGCCGGGGCAAGCUCUCAUACACCCAGCAGGUCGAGGACCUCAAGAGGCAACUGGAGGAGGAGGUGAAGGCAAAGAAUGCCCUGGCGCACGGCAUGCAGUCGGCCCGCCACGACGCCGAGCUGCUGCGGGAACAGUACGAGGAGGAACUCGAGGCGAAGGCCGAGCUGCAGCGCCUCCUCUCCAAGGCCAACGCCGAGGUGGCCGGCUGGAGGAACAAGUACGAGACCGAUGCCAUCCAGCGCACCGAGGAGCUCGAGGAGGCUAAGAAGAAGCUGGCCCAGCGGCUUCAGGAGGCUGAGGAGCAGGUGGAGGCGGUGAACGCCAAGUGCUCUUCGCUGGAGAAGACCAAGCACCGGCUACAGAAUGAGAUUGAGGACCUGAUGAUCGAUGUGGAGCGAUCGAACGCUGCCGCCGCUGCCCUCGACAAGAAGCAGAGGAACUUCGACAAGUUGCUCGCGGAGUGGAAGCAGAAGUUUGAGGAGUCCCAGACAGAGCUGGAAGCUUCGCAGAAGGAUGCCCGCUCCCUCAGCACUGAGCUGUUCAAGCUCAAGAACGCCUAUGAGGAGGCACUUGACCACCUGGAGACGCUCAAGAGGGAGAACAAAAUCCUCCAAGAGGAGAUCUCGGACCUGACGGAGCAGUUGAGCGAGCGGGGGAAGAGUGUUCACGAGCUGGAGAAGAUCAGGAAGCAGCUGGAUCAGGAGAAACAGGAACUGCAGGCGGCACUGGAAGAGGCGGAGGGCACCCUGGAGCACGAGGAGGGGAAGAUACUUCGCGCACAGCUUGAGUACAGCCAGCUGAAGGCAGACAUGGAGCGUCGUGUGGCGGAGAAGGAGGAGGAGAUGGAACAGGCAAAGAGGAACCAGCAGCGGGUGGUGGACACUUUGCAGAGCUCCCUCGAGGCGGAGACUCGCAGCCGAAACGAGGCGCUGAGGGUGAAGAAGAAGAUGGAAGGAGACCUGAAUGAGAUGGAGGUGCAGCUGAACCUGGCCAACCGCCAGGUGGCCGAGGCCCACAAGCAGAGCAAGACACUGCAGACCUCGCUGAAGGAGGUGCAGCUGCAGCUGGAUGACACACUGAGACUAAGUGAGGAGCUGAAGGAGAGUGCAGCAAUGGCUGAACGACGGGGAAACCUGCUCCAGGCCGAGCUGGAGGAGCUGAGGGCACAGCUGGAGCAGGCAGAGCGCGGGCGCAAGCUGGCUGAGACUGAGUUGAUCGAGAGCAGCGAGAGGGUGCAACUCCUGCACUCCCAGAACACAAGCCUGAUCAACCAGAAGAAGAAGCUGGAGAGUGACAUUGGGCAGCUGCAGGCUGAGGUGGAGGACUCGCUACAGGAGUCCCGCAACGCGGAUGAGAAGGCCAAGAAAGCCGUCACCGAUGCGGCCAUGAUGGCAGAGGAGCUGAAGAAGGAGCAGGACACGAGUGCCCACCUGGAGCGCAUGAAGAAGAACAUGGAGCAGACCAUCAAGGACCUGCAGCACCGGCUGGACGAGGCCGAGCAGAUCGCCAUGAAGGGCGGGAAGAAGCAGAUCCAGAAACUGGAGACUCGGGUCCGGGAACUGGAGAACGAGCUGGAGGCAGAGCAGAGGAGAUGCUCGGAGGCGGUGAAAGGGGCUCGCAAGUUCGAGAGGCGGAUCAAGGAACUGACCUACCAGACUGAGGAGGACCGUAAGAACAACAUCCGACUGCAAGACCUGGUGGACAAACUCCAACUCAAGGUCAAGGCCUAUAAGAGAUCGGCAGAGGAGGCAGAGGAACAGUCCAAUGCAAACCUGGCAAAGUUCCGGAAACUUCAACAUGAGCUGGAUGAAGCAGAGGAGAGAGCAGAUAUCGCAGAGAGUCAGGUCAACAAGCUGAGAGCCAAGACCCGGGAUGUUGGCAGCAAGAAACUGAUGGCUGAGGAAUGAACUCCACUGAGAAUGUUCUGGAAACCUGUGUAAAAUUUCUGUAGAAUAAAAGCCGUAAGCAAACUCUG
This is a messenger RNA of Hypanus sabinus (Atlantic stingray), 8155 nucleotides long. Its product is annotated as myosin-7. Gene Ontology annotation, cellular component: myosin complex. Lineage: Eukaryota; Metazoa; Chordata; Chondrichthyes; Myliobatiformes; Dasyatidae. The record is from RefSeq and is a predicted model, not a curated record. The transcript has 42 exons. Bases 2280 to 8087 code for a protein of 1935 amino acids. Gene Ontology annotation, molecular function: ATP binding; actin filament binding; cytoskeletal motor activity.